Varroa destructor (honeybee mite) is the source of this 10016-nucleotide messenger RNA. RefSeq lists its product as uncharacterized. NCBI's taxonomy places the organism in Eukaryota, Metazoa, Arthropoda, Arachnida, Mesostigmata, Varroidae. Gene Ontology annotation, molecular function: protein binding. The record is from RefSeq and is a predicted model, not a curated record.
CACGCCACGUCAUCGUGCCGCAAUAACCGAACCAGACGUAUGAGAUGGAUCGCAGUGCACGACUUGGCGGUGGGACCUCCGUUAGCUCGGUGAACUCCGGAGUAACCCCGCUCAUGAUUUCAUGCCAAAAUGCUAAUGAGCUGGAGGUAAAGGCCAUCUUACAACGCAAGGUUCGAACCCAAAUACACUCGGAAGCAGCAUCCGUACGAGAUAGGACAGGCAAAACGGCGCUUCAUUAUUGUGCCGAAAAUCUUACCACUGCGUGCGCAGAGCUUCUUCUACAUUAUGAUCCAGGGUUACUGAAUGUUCAGGAUGAAGACGGUUAUACGGCCCUGCACUUCGCCGUAAUCAGUGGGAACAGAACGAUCACGAUGUACCUUAUUGACAAAGGAGCUGAUAUCAACUGCGUCGACAAUGAGCGGCAUACGUGUAUUCACUGGGCGACGGUGUGCGGUGAGCUGGAAUUGUUGAAUAUGCUCGUCGAACUGGGUGCUGAUCCAUCUACAGCGGACGUCAAUGGUGCACAUCCGAUUCAUUACGCGGCUCAAAUGUGCGCGCCAAACUCCGAAAUGGCAAACGAUGUCCGCGCAUCUCUACACGUCUUACGUAAGCUUAUCUCGCUUGGAGUGAGUGUAUCCGCUGAAGACGCCGACGGUCGUGGCCCCCUGCUCUGGGCUGCGUCAGGUGAGACGCUUCCGUCGAAGACGUAUUGUGCCAGCGCCUCAGCAGACGCGAUUCUAGAGCUAAUCAAUGCCGGCGCCGAUGUGCAUUCGGCCGACAAGGACGGCCUUACUGCUCUCCAUUGUGCGGCGAGCCGCGGUCAGGCCGAAUGCUGCGAGACGCUGUUGGCCCUCUGUUCAGCAGCUGUUGAUGUUCCAGACCUGAACGGUUGUUCUCCACUCUUCUACGCCGUUAGUUUAGGACAUGCUGAUUGCGCAGCCCUUCUUCUCAAACACGGCGCACAGCCUAAUCUGCAAGACAAGAAAGGCAGAACAGCAUCACACUGCGGUGCAUCGAAGGGACAACUCGAAACGCUCAAGAUACUCUUCCAUAAUGGCGCCAACUUAUGGAUACGCAAUGCGAAGGGCGAUCUGCCAUUGCAUGACGCUGUUUAUUCAGGUCGUCGCGAAUUAGUCCAUUGGAUGCUCGACCAUCAAGCGUCAUCUGUCAAUGCGGCCAAUUCUAGUGGCAAGACGGCGUUACAUAUCGCUGCGCUUGGCGACUCCAUCGAGAUGUGCAAAGUCCUCAUGGACUUCCGCGCCACCGUGAAUCCUGUUAUGAGGACUAAUAAGAGUGUCCUCAUGACUCCACUUGAUGCGGCCCUAUCACGGGGGAACUCAUCCGUGGCCAAAUAUCUUGUCCUUCAUGGAGCCUUGCCUUUUUCCAAGAUCACCGAUGUUCAUGAUGUGGACAGCUGGUUACAACAUAAUUUUAUCCAGAGCGAUCCUGACGAUAGUGGGGACAAAGACAAUACCUCAGCUGUUCAUGAUAGCACAUUGCCCCCGGGAAACGUCCCGCGAGAGAGUCAAUUUGGUCCACGCACCGGCGCAAGCGGUGCAGUUCAUAAUCGGCCACGUUUGGGAGCUACGCAGAGUGAUGAAAGGGGCACCUUUGUGGGAACCACUGGAGGUGGCAAAUCUGUCCUGGAUGCUUCUCUAGCUGGGCAUACUGACUCGGGUUAUUAUGACACAUCCAAGGAUAACAAUAACCCGAACGUUACCAACGUACAGGUUCUAUUAAACUCGCCACAGUUUGUCCGGAAGGCGGAUCAGCUGGCUCAACAGCAGCAGCAAACACAACAGGUACUCGUCUCAAAGAGUAUCCAAGACCCUGUUGGAGUCGGUGGCCGAAAUAUCAUCACGAAUGUGUACCUUGGCGGAAUAGGUCCUGGAAUAGUCGACUAUCUGCCCGUACCGGGUAACCCCGACGACGAAGCGUCGAUUGUCACCAGCGCUAAAAUCAACGUUGUACAAGAUGAGAACGAAAACAAUGUUCUACUGACAUCGAAUAUUGGGUCUGGUGUAGACCCCGUGGACGGAAGCAACCUACAGGUAUACCCUGACGAUGAAACUGAUGCUUCAAGGACGGACAGCCGAGCGCGGAAGAUGUCGACGGCGGAAACUGUGGACGUUGCUAUAACAGGUUUAGAGGCUAGUGAGGGUCUGAGUGGAGGAGGUGGACCUCCGCCACCGCGGGCAACUUCAUCGCCUAAAGGACAGCAGCAGACAUCGGGGCAACAGCCGCUGGAUGAACUCGACACAGUCGAGGCAGUUCAGGAGCCUGCCUUUGCUCGAAAAGUCAUGGAUGCUGAGUUGCUGCCCGGCGUUGAUUAUUUCCUCAUCGGCGAAACAGUUUCUGACACUGCUGUUUCGGCGAUGCCCUUCGUAGAAUUGAGAGAUUCAAGUACAAGCCCUAUUGCAUGGCUCAAUACGCAAAUUGAAACUAUCGCGACGUCGGACGUAGCUGUCGGCGGCGCGGAUGAUGCUGCCGUCCUUGACACCGAGGAUACGGCCUCCUCCCCCAUGGCCACUCUCGCACACGAAUCACAGGGCGUCCAAACAAUACCACCACCCCCAACUGAGGACACGCCUUGUAGUCCCAUUGUUAUCUCACCCCUUGAGAGACAUGCGGACAUGACUGACGGAGAAGCAAUGACCGACCUAACUAUGGAUGCUAUUAAUGAUACCGUGAGUGGUGCUUCUACCUCCGACAGGCCGAAACCAAUCAGUACGUCAACGGCCGUGGGCACGCCGGUAGAAUGUGUUGAUGCCCACGUCGGCAGCUCGCGUCCAGUAUCGAGAAAGACCAUAAAGUUUGAUCGAUCCACUAGUCCGAUUAAGAUAGCAGCCUAUAGCACUCCUCCAAGUGAACACGCUAACGAACGGGAAGAAUCUGAUCCCCGAUCAAGGUCCGACCGAAAUCUACAGGAAAAUAGUCGUCCUUCGGAUGAUGCCGCUGCUGCGACAGGAGACGCAGAUGCUGAAAGUCGCACUUCAAGUUCAGUUGAUCUGGGCGUCGAGCUGGACGCGGGUACACCUGUUUCAUUAGGAGAGCAACCAAUGCCUGACAUCACCAGAGGUGAUAUUACCAGCGACAUGGUAGCCGACAUCGAGAGACAGCUGAUUCGGACCGAAACGAAUCUUGGAAGUCCACAUAGUGCUAUGCCCGAAAGCAAUCAAAGCUCGGAAAUACAACGAAAAUAUGCGAACGCUAUGGCCGCCGUAGGUGAACAGUUACCCCAAUAUCACAGGCCAGGUACAAUGGCCGAUGAUUCUGACCUCACCCGGCCUCGAAAGGUGCAGCGAAAACAACCACAUCAUCUCGAACACCACCUCGACUCCCUCGCCGGAGCAGGAUUUCGAGGGCAUACCCAAAAUGUCAACGAAGAUAUCGUCAAGACGGUUGGCGAUAGCAUUCGCAGGUACCGACUCGAGCAUAAGCUGUUCAGCGAACUCCAAGAAUUGAAACGGCACCAGAUCCGUUCCAAGCAGACAAAUGAAAACGUUCUGGUAAAGCGAAUGGUUGAUCAUUUUCGCUUGGAGGUUCUGGCGCCCGGUAUGCGUGACUAUGCUGGCUCUUACACCUUCCGAGAGUUCGAACGUUACCUCUAUGGACAACUGCGAGAUGUAGCAACAGCGGCUGAUCCGGAGACGGCUGGCGGGUCAUCGGCUCCCUCUUCAACCGCCUCUCCACUUGACCCGUCAUUUGGUCACGUAACAACCGCAGGCUCAAGUGGCCCUUCAUCCUUUCAGACAGUUACGCUUCCACCGCCGCCGUCGACGUCAACGGCGCUGUCACGACCAGUGGGUGUGGCGAGUCAAAGGACUCCAUCCCCAAGCAAGCAGGCAAUCGGCCGAAAGGCGAACGUUAACAAUAUGAAACCAGCCGAAAGACGCAUAUUGGACGACACUCCUGUAAAAUUGCCGGGCGAACGUGAGGCCGUGAGUGGUGCUAAGGGGCUCAGUACCACUGGCGCUCAAAAACGAGUGUUACCCAGAAUUGGAAACCGGGAAGAGGGUCAAGCGGGGAUACAACUCGGUGGAGGUGGAGAGGAACGACUUUUUGAAGAAGGACCUAUGCCUUCGCGUACGAGACGUGCUAUAGGCCUGCGGCCGCCCACGAAGCCGACACUUCCAAGGCAUCGAUCGCCAUCGGUGGGGAAACACGGUACUGCCGAAUCUAGUAUCGAAGGUGCCGAAGACAAAGACCGAGUUCAGCAAAGUAUGCGCGAACAAGAGCGUGAUAUUAGCAACAGUGAACACCAGACAGGGGUGUCGAGCUCCUUUAAAGACGUCUCGACUCCCAAAAAAGAUGUUGUAACUAAAGAAAGUGCUGUCCCUCUAAGUGACAGAGGGGUAACUUUCGGCUUAGCAGAUCAACCAGUAAGAUCACAAAAGAUCACGCUCGUCGACAAAAUGUCAGGAAGGCUGCAGCAGACUUCGACUACAACUAAGCUGUCGGAAAAAGGCGGGGAAACGGAGACUUUUGACACCGCUGUCAAGGACGGCAAAGAAGUUAGCAAGGAUAAAAGUACACGAAAACGUCGAGCAGAGUUGCCCUCACGUAAAGCCCGAAGCCUUAGUCGGAAACGAAGUCCGGGUGAAGGUGAACCCCAGUUUGCCACUGCUACCGGACCAAAUCGAGGUAGCGACACACCGAAAGCGCGAAGCGAGGAACGGGACCGGCGACCGUUUUCGUACCUAAAAAAGAACGGAGGAAAGCAAAGCUAUAGCAGCAAAAAGAUUGCAGAUGAACAUAAACAACCCACGAUACAGCCGCUCCGAAGUAAGACAUUGUCUGCAGCACCAGGACAACACGUCAAAGACUCAAUUGGAGCAACGUCCUUUCCAAGUGGAAUGGAAAAUGUCGCCGGGGGUAAAAAUCUUCCACCUUCGGGUGCUGCGUUGAAAGCGCCCAAACAGGAAGUUUCAUCUUCAAAUGAGUCCGACCCUGCCGGAGCUGAUUCUAAUGCUCGCGGUUUCCUUAUAGAUAUCGCUGUCUUUUUACUGCCUCGGUACCCACGAGUGCGACCCACCUUUUUCCGUCAAAACCUGGCACGCUUUAGACCUGAUGCACCCGCUGUACUGUUGUUUGAUGCUUAUGCCACACCCAAAACUUCUACAGUGAGAUUAGCACAUGGUGUCACAGCAGGUAAAUCGCCACCUAGAUCAUCAAAGUCCCCGCGCCGUCGUCAGGUUAUAACCAGAUCAUCCCGUGAAUCGCCGAGGUCAUCAGCCAUGUUUCCGUAUAUGGUGUCUGGGGACAAGAACGUUGAUCCAGAAGAACGAAGCAAGGCAGAUCAAGAAAGCGAUAGUAAAACCUGCCGUGCCUCCGCGGACGAAAAACAUAUUGUUGAUGAUAAAACUGUGUCGGUGCUUAAUGGCAAAAUGGUCACCGAAACAGCUGUCUCUGGGACAGUAAAAGGCGUCAGCUCUGCUAAAGCGGCGAGGGACUCUCGGCAAAGCCCGACGAUGUCCAAAGCUAAGAUUGUUACGUCAACUCAAACAGAAGAGUGCAAAGAACGAAUUACAGAAGUUCACGUUAAAGAAGUAGAAACCUUCAGCAGUGUAAAGACCCAUGAACAGACCCGCGAAGAAAUUGUCACUGUAGAGUGGAAGCCUCAGGGGCUCGGUCGCUCGAAACCAUCCGACAUCGAACGGACUGUUAACAGGGAACAGGGAAAUAAUGAAAAAACAUCAAGUACUGAACACGAACCUCAUGUGCAGCUGCGUCGGACGGCAGCCAAGGUUGAAAGCACGUCCUGUGCCAUAGGUGACGAUGUAACUCAUCCUCAAAAAGUCGAUAUCUCGAAGGAGCGCGAUCAGUUGAGUAGGUCGCCCGGUUCGACAGCUACCUCUCCAGGCCUUGGUCCAACAAUAACCAGUUCAGCCCGUCGGAAACGAGCUCAGUGGAACAAAAGUGGAGAAAUUACUAUCAUGCCGAUGGGUUCCGACGAACUUGAAAGUCUGGAGCACCAGGAAGCCGUCGAUGGUGCGGCUGCUGGACUCAGUGGCGGCCCCGCGGAAACGCUCGAUGCGGCGAAAUCAAUUGGAGAAGCAGCAGUAGGUGAACGUAACAGCGACACGAAAUCCAAAGAAUCUUGCAAGAUACGAUCAUCUGAGAGUCGCUCCUCAGCAAAGAUCGUUCGUGGUAUCCUUGGCGAUGACGUCAAUCCCGAUGAUUUAGUAACGCUUGAGAUGGUCCCCAGCAAUAGUGAAAGCGGAGCGUCUCAGAGUGGCGCUGCCAGUCAAAGGCAUAAAUCUCUCGUUCGAACCAUUAAAGUCAGGGACAUUCUUGAAGCCGCCGACAACGAAGACCUCGUUAUCCGACAGGCAGAACUGCGAGCUUCUAAUGUCCCCACUCCGCCGUCCUCCACGACGCCGGUAGGAUCCUCAGGCUCGGAUGAAGAGAUGGUCGAAUUUAUUGUUCGACACGGCCGAGAAAAGAAUAUCUUUUGGCUACCGGCGUCUAGGAUUACGCAGGACCGAAAAUGGCAGGUCACGUUCGUUGUGGCAAAAACUACAGGAAACAAUAACAAUAAUAGUACGAACACUGGUCCCUCUACCGUAGAGAAAACACCUGUUGCAGUCACUGCCAAGACAACGUAGAUAAAUUAUAACCAUGAAAUUGUGCCCGACUUAGGCGUAAUAGCUGGUCUCAUUGUCUGUAGCAUUGAAACAGCAUCGUUUAAACCACUUGAGGAAAUAUCAUUGGCUGAUGAAUUGGUAAUAACUUAUUUCCUAAUUAAAAUCAUGAUAUUUGAUUAUGGAAUAAGACCUAACUACCGACGCUAAAUAUUUAGGCAUUGAAGUUGACCUUCCACGCUGAACUAUUUUUUUUUUGUAUAUGUUUAAAAACGAGUAAAAUCACGCAUACGAGAUGAAUAGGCAACGUAGUUCAUAGCAAGAUUAUUCAAGGACACAUAGAACUGUUUGAGGCCUAGUCUGAGGUACUGAAACAAGAAGAUCAUCGGACAGUGUAGACUGUGCGGCAGCUAUCGCAAAAGUUUUUGUGUAAGAGCACGCCUUAUUACAUAAAACAUUCAUUGUAUUUAUUCUAGAAGCUGACUGCAGCACCGUGUAACGAUUAGCCGCGGUCCCGCCUGGGAAAACAAAAUACAUACUAGUUUUAUUGGUUCCUUUUUUCUUAAGCAUGAAUCAUUGCUUAUCCGUGAGACGGUACAUCUAUGGCCACAAUUGCACGUAUGUGUUCGUAGUCCUUCAUGCAAAGCAUAAUUUUCUUCCGCAGAUGGCGUGUGUGCAUUCGCAAGCCGCUAAAUAAGCUUUUUAUGUAGGAAAAUAAACCCAGUCAACCAUGUACCAGCGCAAAUAACCGUUUGGUGACUCAAUCUAUUGGGUUGUAGGAAAGAUUUUGCUAGUUAGAUUGAAGUAACGUGUCCCAGGUUAAUAUCCCCGGAUCGACAUCAAUGUCGUUUAAAGCUGAGAUCUGAUAGUACUAGACGAGCUAGCGUAUUAGAAUACUAAAAAGAAUAUUCAGACUAAGUAAAACGCCUCGCAGACAAGUCAGGUUUCUACAAAAACUUGUUACGCUUUAGAGUUUACUAUGACAAAGGCAAAAUGCUACUUAGAUCAGUAUAAAAAAUUUUUGGAAAAAAAAUUUGGGACGUUAUGGCCAAGUUGCGUCACCGAAAAAAUAAACAGUCUAAAGAUGUCUCUGUCGCUUUCUUUCUGGGAGUUUUCAUGUGAAAGAUGUCUCUUGUAGUGGUUGGCAAGUUGCGGAAAAAGUUGACUAAACACUAUCGUUUGACUAAAUAUCCACCACCUUUUUACAGCUUUUAGACCAUUUAAAAAAAAAUGGCUACAAAAAGAAGCACAUUAAUUGAUGCAAGAGUAUUUACCUGCUCGUACUUCUGCCUCCGAUAGCCUACAAAAGCCAACCAAGCUGACCAGUGUCUAAAGGUAUUGAUCACAGAUGAUGGAAAGUAGAUCACAUAUGUGCAAAAAAAUGUGUGCUCCAGGGCCUCUGGCAAAGCUUGGACUGACGCCGGUGAUCCUGAUAGAAGUGAUGGGUGAAGCUGUUUUUGGUGGCCUAAUGCGACGAUUGGUUUGGAUCUCUGCUAUCAACGACUAACAAAAUUACAACAAGCUAUUGAAAACAAAUCAAGUGAAGCUAGUAAACAGAAAAAAACAUGCCAUCCGAUAAUUAAGGGAAUUUGCAUAGAAAAUUCUGAAGUACCGGCUGUAUAGCCCGGAUCUUGUACUAUCAGACUAUCAUCUGUUCCGCUGUCUGCAGAACCUCCUUAAUGGGUUAGUUUUAAUUCCAAUAAUGGGAUCCAAAAAUUACAAUCAUACGGCCAAAACUUACACAUGAUGUACCGAAGAGGUGUUAGAAAAUUUAGUUCAGUACUAUUGCAGCACUCACUCUGGUCACGCCAUUACGGCUAACCAUGCCUCCCACUAAGUACAACUUGAGUACGGUCAGGUAACUUGAGUUAACGUCAUUCAAGCAUUGCUGUUCGUCUGUAAUAGGUGCAAGGACGCAACGCCAAAAACAACCGGAAAUAUAUUUCGAUGUAAUGACGGCAGCAUAUGCAAAAACAAUCGUUGAGCUACUUUCAAGUAGCCAAAGUUAUCAUUAAUUAUUCUUGGUUCUCAUUUGAAUUUUGGUCGAACGCAUCUUUGAACUGAUAAAGCAAAACUCAUUUGAAUCGCCCCCAUUAAGAACCUUGUAAAUAAGUAAAACAUAUUUUACAGUUAGGACUUAUUCCUCCCUGGAUUCUGAACUAUGGUAGAAAUAGGACAAAAUAUCCAUGCGAAAUUUCUGCUGAAAACCAUUCAGCUUUGUUCAAUGUUCGAACUUCCUUCCCUGUUUUGUAUUUUAUUUAUUUACCACGUGCAUAUCAGGCCUUCCAGCUUUAAGUCAAAUAUAUAUUUACUAUAUGUGCGCAGUAUGUGUGGCAAUUAUCGGGAAAGCCAUCCUAUUUAACUGUUAUCCAGACAGACCGAAUAAUGUUAUAAAGACUGACCACAUUUGAUGGGCAGUAGAGUAAUGAUUUUAACGAUUCAGAAAAGCUAAAAUCCCAACGUUCCCUAUAGCCCGGCCUUCCUAGCAUUAAAUACCAUGUAGAAUCGGAGUACGCGUUAUGGCCUAAUUCUGCCUAAUAUUGCACGAACAUAUUUAGGCAAGAAAGUAGUCCCAUAGACUAGAUAUAUCACUAAAAGUAAACAUAAAAAUAGACUGAUAACGCUUUCAUUCUUUCCCGGCACCCUGAAGAAUCCAUCUAAAGAUAUCACAAAGCUGCAUAAUUAUUCGGUCUCAAUGUAAAUGUACGUCGCAUAUGUUUGGGUAUUACCCUUGUGCUGUGUCGGCCGGGUACGAAGCAAUAGGUCAAAACAUUUCGUUCCUAAAGGUAGAAUUGCGGCCGAGAGAACGUCGAAUCGAUAUUAUGGAACUGGCGUCAGGCCAAAUAAAAUGACAGUAGUAGUAAUCAAAUGAAAGAUAAACUUCUGUUUAGGUAGAUGCAUCAAUUUGGCAGGCACGACAGAUUUAUGAAAACGUAAGUGGAGCAUAAGUAGGACUUUACGUCUCUUAAAAUGUAUGUAUCCUUGAUGCUUACGCAAGUCGCAUAAUGUAUCUAGGCGACGUGUGGCGAGAAUCGAGCCCGUUAUGUGGGGUUAAUACGACCGUUAAUCAGUUUCGACUUUCGCCUAGGUUGUCGGUGACAUUGAUAACUGAACUGAGGUUCUUUGAAGAACUGAACUUUAAUGAAAUACGUACGUGUGGAGAGGACGGGCUCACAAGAAAUACGCAAUGUAGUCAAUUAAAGCACGUAGACCUAGGUUAGACAGUGCCAUCUGAAGGUUUACCUAUUACAAUGGCUCGAAUCAAUAGGGUUUGGCAGCAAACCUACGUUGAAUCUCGACCUGAAUUUAACCGUCGAGUGUAGCCAAUUUAUACACGCUCAAACUCACCGGUAGACGCAGAAUCUUUAAUAUUACCUAAUUACGCCACCUCAUCGCUAUUACUAGCAUUACUGUUAUUAGUAAAUGAUUUUG